This is a messenger RNA of Chondrus crispus (carragheen), 1377 nucleotides long. RefSeq lists its product as hypothetical. The transcript is spliced from 2 exons. The coding region runs from base 1 to 1050 and encodes 349 amino acids. The record is from RefSeq and is a predicted model, not a curated record. NCBI's taxonomy places the organism in Eukaryota, Rhodophyta, Florideophyceae, Gigartinales, Gigartinaceae.
AUGUCAAUAAUGGGUAUGGCUGACAGGCUUCUAGAACGGAACGCUGCUCCAGACUGGCUCACGCGGAUCGGCAUUCGAAAAUUGCUUUCAGAGCGACUCGUCGACGAAAGCAGCGCUACGGUUGAGGAAGAAAUGCGACGUAAGAUGGCGAUGAUCAAAAGCUUGAAAGGUGAAGAAAUCGCAAUUGAGCAAGAGAAAGCAAACGAGCAACAUUACGAGCUUCCGACAAAAUUCUUUCUGUUGACGUUGGGUAAGCGGAGAAAAUAUUCGUCUUGUUACUACGAGUCGCCAGACGCGAGCCUAGACGCGGCAGAGGAAUCGAUGCUACGAAUGUAUUGCCAGCGGGCCGGGUUGAAAGACGGGAUGUCCGUGCUUGACCUUGGAUGCGGGUGGGGAAGCCUUUCGUUGUACGUGGCGGAGAAUUAUCCGAAUUGUAAAGUGACCGGGCUGUCGAACAGUUGGACACAACGGGAGUUUAUUGAGGGGGAGGCGCGAAGGAAUGGAUAUAAAAACUUGAGUAUCGUUACUGGAGACAUCACGAAAAUCACACGAUUACAAGGGAUCACGAGCAGUUUCGAUCUAAUCAUGUCUAUAGAAAUGUUUGAGCACAUGAAGAACUACGGGGCUCUUCUUAACAAGAUCUCGAAAUGGAUGAAAAAGGACGGCAAGCUAUUCGUGCACAUCUUCUGCCAUAACAAGUAUAUCUACAACUUUGAGACAGAGGGGCCGAGCAACUGGAUGGGGCGAUACUUCUUUACGGGGGGUACGAUGGGGAGCGAUGACAUCCUGGGCUAUUUCCAGGAGGACGUGAAGCUGAUCGAGCGCUGGAGAGUAGAUGGACGGCACUACGCGCAGACAUCGGAACAUUGGCUGCAGAACUUUGACAAAAACAUCGAGGAAAUCCGGGGCAUCUUGCGCAGUACAUAUGGGACGGAGGCGACGAAGUGGGAAGCUUACUGGAGAACCUUCUACUUGGCGGUGGCAGAGUUGUUCGGAUAUAACAAUGGCCAAGAGUGGUACGUAGCGCAUUACUUGUUUGAGAAACGUUAAGCAGCUACAGAGGUGUUGGGACGAUAUUCGACCUCAUACGGGAUGAGCCUUUGGGACAGUUUUCAUUGGACUUGAAAUUAUUUUUAGAGUGCACAACUGAGGUGUUUUUUUUGUAAUUAGAGUGCAACAGCAGCAUAGGCAUGAAUCACAGCCCGAAGAUAAAGUGAUUCAAAUAAAUAUAGAUGUCUCCCUCUAAGAGAACAGAAGCAAGCUGCGGGUGCUUGCACAACUCUGAACUUGCUUCUGUAAUAUCUUCAAACCCAAGUGGAUAUUAAAAAAAAGUACGAGAAUCCAACCCCCUGUUGCUUUUUUGACUAUCAGUGCAUU